Molecule: messenger RNA, 3625 nt
Organism: Hemibagrus wyckioides
Lineage: Eukaryota; Metazoa; Chordata; Actinopteri; Siluriformes; Bagridae
Gene: adoa
Product: 2-aminoethanethiol (cysteamine) dioxygenase a
Exons: 1
Coding region: 295-1050 (251 amino acids)
Cellular component (GO): mitochondrion
Molecular function (GO): oxidoreductase activity, acting on single donors with incorporation of molecular oxygen, incorporation of two atoms of oxygen
Source: RefSeq, a predicted model, not a curated record
GCAGUAGGAGCGGACGUGUAAUAGCCCACUGAUAGACAUGAACAGAGAUGGGGAAGGAACUGGUGUGCAGAUCUUAAACCAUAAAUAAAAACAAAAACAAUCACGCAUUCUUUUUUAAAAAGCCAAGGGAACUUUGUAACCGCCAAUGUUUGCUGCGAAAGUUGAGAAUGUCGUGGAUUUGCAUCAGGCAACAUCUGGACGCUAAUUUUUGGCUAGCCAGCUGUUUUGGUUUGGGGCGUUAAAAAGAAAGAAAGAAAGAUUCUCGGUUUUUUUGUGUGUCGCAAAGCGAAAAAAAUGCCACGGAACAACAGCAAGCCGUCACUCAUCCAAAAAAUCGCAAACCAGGCGCAGGUUACGUUUAAAAACUGCGACGACGGCAAAGACUUUUUGGCGAACUUGGCGGAGCUCAGCGCGCUGCUGAGCGAAAUCAGGGCCGCAGACCUCAACAUCGCGCCCACGAGGAAGAAGGGCUCAGGUUCGGGGACGCGGGCGCGCCACAGAGCUCCGGUCACCUACAUGCACAUCUGCGAAACUCGGACGUUCAGCAUGGGCGUGUUCGCGCUGCGGAGUGGCGUCUCCAUCCCUCUGCAUGACCACCCGGGAAUGAACGGCAUGCUCAAAGUGCUCUACGGCAAGGUCCGGAUCCGCUGCUUCGACAAGCUAGACGGGCCUCCUGACCCAGAUCUGUACCCCGGUACCGUGUCCGGGGCUGGGAGUGAGACAGUGCGGAAGGACGCGGUGUGCCUGGCCGCGCUGCGCUCCAGCGGUGAGUUCAUCCAGCAGAGCGCACCGUGCGUUCUGACCCCUCACACGGACAACCUGCACCAGAUCGACGCGCUCGACGGACCCGCCGCCUUCCUGGACAUCCUGGCACCGCCGUACGACCCGGAAGACGGCAGGGACUGUCACUAUUACCGAGUGUUACGCACGGCCAGCAAGAACGGGGACGAUAAAAAGGGCGAAGAGACCGCCUGUCUUUUAGAGAUCCCUCAACCGGAGGAGUUCUGGUGCGGGGGCGAGCCUUACCCUGGCCCUAAAGUGGCCGUGUAGGAAAGCCUUCUUGCGCUGUUGGGCGUAUUUACUGUCUGGGAUGAGUUUACCAAAGUUAGAGAUGGCUCAAAGUGAAUCAAAUUGUCACUGGGAUAGAUAUAGUGCCAACACUAAUGAUCCUUGAUCCACAAUAUUCACAAAAAAGAGUAGUGUACUUUUCCUUCUCACUGGCGUGGCAUGCUCGCCUUUUAGUACUUUUACUAAAACAGAUGCAUGCUUUAAAAUUUAAAAAGGAAUUAUGUUUCAGUUAAAUUAUUUUUAAAUCUGUAAGAGAAAGAUAUGAAACAUGUCACCUUGAGCUUAACACCUGAGUGACAGGAAAUGGUACAAAUAUAUUUAAUAAGCACCACACACACACACACACACACACACAUAUAAUCCCUUAUCCUGGUAUUUAAUGUUGCUAUGGCUUCACAGUCACAAUCAACACAACCGAGUGAACACUAUUUACAGCCUUAAACAAUUUAAUACACGUGAAAAUGUGACAUAACGUAUUGAUUCAGCUCUAACUGUGACAGUGGAACAUUCCCAUUGUUGUUUACAGACUUGGUCAUCUGUUUAAAUCUCUCUUUUUUAUGAACUGUGUACUUGGUCAAUGUUUUAAACUACAGACCAAAAGUCAAUAUUUUCUGGAAGAAAUUCUUUCAUUCUGAUACGGUAAUUCUCAGAGGACGUAUCCUUCAGCGAUUAUAGAUAUAAGCGAAUACAGAUUACAAUCACAAUGCACUUUUUAACAUUUAUGGCAGAAUUAAAACAGCAUUUAUUAAUUCGUAGAAAUUCAAAUGAGUGACCAGGCGAUUUCUUUUAUUGACAUAUGACUUUUUCUUAAGGUAUAAACACACACUAAUCUUCACCUGUGCCCCAUCCUUAACCUUCUUAUACUACUUGAAUCGGAUCCUAUUGACUAAUGCAUGGUCAGAAAGGUGUUUUGUCCAAAGAUGUUUAUGUUUGUGGAACAGAAAGACUCAUCUGAUCAGUCACACAUUUAACCUUCUGUAUUAGUAUAGGAAAGGUCAGAGUCUUGGCAGACGUUCUGUGCGGCUUCAAUUUCAGAAAUAAAUGAACCGAACUGUAGUUUUCCUCGUUAUUGCUGUGAUCUCAUCAAGGGUCUUUGUUUAUUCUGUAUCUUUCACCUGGGAACACGUACCUUUAAUCAGCUACUAGACUAAAAAUGGUUAUGAUGGUUCAGUUAUGUAUCUUUAAAUAUUUUUGAAGGUAUAAAUUUCAGGGAGCAGAAAUCUUUAUUUCUGAAAGUAUUCUAGUAUGGAGGUGUAUUUCUAAGCCCAGUGUUUUUCAGUCCUGCUUUCAUGUGAUGCUCAUUUCAUUUUAUUCCUAAUGCUCUAACGCCGGUUUGAAUGUGUUAGUAAGAUGAAUAUUUGAGUCUGGUGUAUUAGAAGAGGAAAAAAUCCGGAGUUGUGUCAUACUGGGGAAACCUUGGGUCCAGGAUUUACUGUGUUUCUAAGAACAUUUUGUUCCCUACUAUAUAUUCCUGAUUAAAUAUAUCAAAUAAUCUCAUUGACCGUUUAUUACACCUUCGUGAUUUGUAACCGUUUCUAUAUAAUAUUGUCAUUUUAACUUUUUUUUUCUUUUUUUUUUUAAAAAGAAAGAAAUCUGUGGCCUUUAUCAGAUAUUGAAUGUAGUCUUGCCUUAAAAACAUACGCUCGUCUACGUGCACACUGCAUAACGUCUGUAGCUUCUGUUAUUUACUGUACUGUAUUUAUUUAUGUCUGUACAAUCAGUUAUGUGUAUUCUUGAUGAUGGUUUAUAUUCUGACUUUAAAACACAAUUAAAUGUUUGUAAGACACUGCACUUUUAUCUGGUGUUGAAUAUUCAGUAUCUCACAUGAAGAGAAACCAAUGGAUCAUUCACUAAGUUUAGCCUAAUUACAGUCAGAAAGGGGAAAUCCUCCAUUAUGCCAGGAUUUCAUUCUGUUUAGUUGAAGCAACACUUGCGGUGACUGCAGUAUGUAAAUGAGAUUUGCAUUUGUCAUGCCCGCUAUGGCUUUUCGUGAACGUUUGUUGCAUAAUUGUAGCUUGUGUAAACUGUGAAGUCAGUGUAAACUGACUUCUCCGUACUUUGUCAUUAUGAAUUGUCUUUGAGAUGUCAUGGGUGGCGUGAUUAUUGUUGACUACAUGCAUAGUAUUUAAAAAAAAAAAAGGAAGCCAGUUAGUUAUGGCGUAAAUAUUGAGGAGGAGGAGGAAAUCUGUAGUAAACUCUGUAAAGUUCUUAUCGCUGAAGCUGACUGCUUGUCUGUGAUCCAUCCUGAUUUUCUACUGUCUCUGUUUUGAAAUCAUUUUUACUUUCUCUUCUGAAUGCUUGUCAUGCCUAGGCUUCCUUUAAUAAUCUGUAUUUACGUAUACCUGCCUUGGAAUUUGUCCAGUUUGAGUUUAUCAUCAAUUCUUUUCAUUAAUAAAUAAAUCCAGACUGGUUUUUUUUAAGCCAUAAAUUUUAAUAUAUGACUUUUUUUUGUAAAAGGGACAUGAUAUAUAGCACAUACCUUCAGAUGCAUUUCUAUCCUGUUCUGAGUUUGUACAUCCGUUUCUGUGAACUGAAUAAAACUUCUUCUGUUCUUUGA